This is a messenger RNA of Amphiprion ocellaris (clown anemonefish), 3293 nucleotides long. RefSeq names its product serine protease FAM111A-like. Lineage: Eukaryota; Metazoa; Chordata; Actinopteri; Pomacentridae. The transcript has 3 exons. Bases 442 to 2211 code for a protein of 589 amino acids. The record is from RefSeq and is a predicted model, not a curated record.
GUCAGUUAAGGAUCCCUUCCUCCUUUCCUACACAAAGUUUGAAACACAAUGUAAUACAAUCGACUAAAACAUUUUCCUGCAGAGACUGUAUUUCUGUGGUACGAGUCAUUGCUCUCUCCAUGCCUUAGCCACAGUUAAUAAACAAACGAGGAAUAAAGGUGGAGUCUUUAGGAAUGGGAGGUAUGAGAAAACCCACAAAUCUGGUAACCACCUCUCUUUGUCAUUACAGCUGGCUGUAGAGGAAGUACAGACUAAAUACUGUACACUGAGCGCAUCAUACAUCUUGAAGCUUUUUGUCGCCAGCAUCCACACUUUGUUUUCCUGAGUUAAAGAACUAAAAUAGUCUUCUCAGGGCUGCAAAGAGGACCUUAAGCUGAUUGUUUUGGACUGCACCGAUCACCACUGUGACCAGAACAUCAAAAAUACCUUCACAACUAACAGAUGGCUGCAUCUACUUGGGUCAAAGUGAAGGAAGAGGUGAAGGAAAAGGAUGUUGGUUCAAAGGGUCAACACUCACAUCAGUUCAGAGUGAAAUUCCCAUAUGACAACAAUGUGGAAUACACCGUUUCCUGCAAACAACCUUGCACAGUACUGGAGGCAAUAAAAUUACAUCUAGAAAAAGAAUUCAUGAGGAUGAAGGAGAAGACGAACUGCACAGACCAGAAACUCAUUAUUCAGCUGGGUAAAAAGGGUAUUGUUCCAACACAUUUUCCAUGUACGUGUAUCAUGAACGAUGAGUGCCUGACCAUACACUGUAAAACACAAGAAGUCGAAGAGGCCCGAGAUCAACAUGACGAAAUAUUACAAAGAGACAAAUAUUCUGUCUUCUACAUUUCUAAAGAUGGAGGGCAAAACGCCAAGUCAAAAAAACUUUUUAGAAGCAAUGCUGUGAAAGAGUUCAGUUAUCUCUGUGUCUAUGCAAAGAAAGGGACGACUGUGGAGGAGGCUCUGCAAAAAGAUGGUCGCUUCAAUGACCUCAAAGACUUCAAGCUGUCCGAAGAAGAGGAUUCAAAGCAACACAAGUGCACACAAGAGGUUGACAAUCUAGAUGAGAAAAAGUUCAAGAUAUGUCUAUAUAGACAAACAAACCAUGCAAAUCAAAAGGCCAACAGUGAGCAACUGGGACAGCAGAACCAGACAAGUACAUCAGAAAAGCCAAAACACAAGUUUAACACCAACUCAAUGUUAAAUCAAGCACAGCCAAGUGGGAACAGUGUAAGAAGAGUAAUUACAGAGACAGGCGACACUAAGAAGAUGUAUGAGCUGUUUCCACAUUUGCAAGAAUGGAUAGAGAGUGAUUCUUUUCCUGAAACACUGGAGCUGAAGAAGGAGAAUUUUAGAAAAAUCAAACAGUCUUUCAGUCAAACUGAGAGACUCAUGAAGCUGUUAAAACUGGGGGAGUCAGUUUGUUUGGUAAAAAUUGAUGCAUUUAAAGCCAUAGUUCAGGGCACAGGCUUUGUACUGUAUGAUAACUUUGUCUUGACGAACGCCCACUUAUUUGAAGUGUGUAUGGGCUUGCAAAAAGAUAAAUGGCCAGAUCAUGUCAAGAUUAAUGUUGUGUUUACCUUUGAAAAAGGUGAGGGUGAAUCAAUCAAGAAAGAGUUCAAAGCUAAUAUGUGGGGCGGUGUUAUUCCUCUCGAUUAUGCCAUACUUGAGCUCGAUGUUGAGAGUCAAAGCUCCAACCAAACAACAGAAACAGAGGAAACCAAAGUACCACCAGGUCUUCUCUGUAAAUUUGGUCCAUCACCUAAGGAUGGUGAAGCCUGUAUUAUUGGUUUCCCAGGAGGAAAUGAAAAAGAAAUAGAUCCUACAUGCAUCAUUACAAAAGAAAAUAUAAAGGAGGCAGUUGGCAAAAAUUUAGAGGAGUACAAGGACUAUAUUUUCACACUUUACUCAGUCAGUCAAGAGAUAGAAAAGAGCUCAAAAGAUUGUGUGACCUACAAUACUUUCAUGUAUUAUGGUGCUUCUGGCUCCCCAGUGUUUGAUGGUUUUGGCCGAGUUUUUGGUUUGCACACUGGCGGCUUUUUCUUUGGCUUUGUAAAGCCUAAAGAGAGUGUAAUUGAGCUUGCACUACCUCUGCUGGCUAUAUUUGCAGACUUUGUGGGUCAACUGAAGAAGAGUGGAAAUAACAAGCAGUUGGAGAGAAUUCAGGCAGAAGCAAAGGGAAACCCAUACCUAGAACAGGAACUGAAUCGUCAGUUGAGGGACUGAAUAGAGAGGAGCCAGUGGACAUCGAAUAGCUAACCCAGAUCAGAAGCUCCUCAAAAGAAUGGCAAACCCCAUUUUGCUGUAUUUUCUAGACGGUGUCCCAAAAGUUCGUUCUUCCCACUGGACAACAUGUUUGAUUGGUUGUCACCAAAAUGUAUUACAGUAUGGUUUGUGACGGCUAUGUCUGCUUUAGGUCUCUCAGAGCUGCACAUUGUGCCUCAAGGUACCACUGUUAAUGCACAAUAUUAUACCACUAACAUUCCAAAAAACGUACUACUGCCAGUUUUGGCCUGGAGGAAAAAAUCAGGGCAUGUGACUGAACGGAACAAAUCUGUUUAAGAUGGAUCCUAUUUAACUGACUGACACUUCAGCUGGAUUUAUUUGCUGGAGGUUUUUUGUUUGUCAUGUUUUCUACCUGCUCUGGAUUAUGUUUUUGUGUCUAAAGUAAUGUCCUGUGAUCAGCUUUAAGAUGAGAAUUGAUGAGGUACUGUUAUAAAAUUACAAUGAUUUUAUGAUUAAAAUGUUGUAAAAUUAUAAUGACGUUAUGAUUAAAAUGUUAUAAAAUUCUAAUGAUGUUAUGCUUAAAUGCUCUUUAUGAUUUCAAACUACUGUGUAACUAUGUGACUGUGAACUCAUAUAACCCAAUGUACCCUUUAAAUUUCCAUGGUUUAACUUUGGCCAUGAAAAUAUAAGAAGUUUGUCCUGCAAGCAGCAGGUUGAAACUGGCUACACUGAAACUGAUCAUACGAAUGUAACUUGUUUAUGUGCCUGCUUAAUUCUCUUUUCAGGUGACAAGCUGGAACAACAUGUGGGUGCAAAAACAUUUGUUUCAACUUGCAUAAAGGGUGAUUUUUUGCAGCCAAGUCAAAAGUAAAUUUGUCCAGUACCUGCUAGCACAUGACCAAAGACUGACCUGACCCAUCAAGCCAGGCCUUCUACAUAUUUUGGGAUCUGUAGUUGCCUUAAAAUGACUCCAAGUUGUAAAUGUAUCAAUAUUUUGUUGUGUCUGUGUGUGUAUGUGUGGCAAAGACACUUGUUUCAGUGCUUCCAUCAUGGAACAUUAAAGUUAUGAGAAUAACUGAAAA